GGAGGGGGAGAAAAAGGAAGGAAGCGGAUGCGCGCACGCGCCCUGGCCCGCGCGCGAACUGACUGACUUACUGAGGGGGCACGCAGAACGAGCGAGCAGGGAAGGGGCGCGCGCCUUGGUCAUCUUCGAGCAUGCGCAGUGCGCCUCCGUCAGUCAGUCAGCCCCACUUGGCGGCUCUGCUCUCACCUCUCUGCCCGGCGGUGACGGGAUUGGGAGUCCGGGGAAGGCGGGCGAAGGAAGGAGCGGAGUGGACGGAGCGAGGGGGCUCUCCCUUCCCCCCUCCCCACUGCACCCCGACCCCCCCUCCCUCUCCUCCUCCUCGGGCGGCCGAAGAUGGCGGAGGGCAACGGCGCCGCGCCCCCCGCACCCCUCGCCCAGCCGCCGCCGCCGCUGCCGUCCCUGAAGGGCCUGCGGGAGCAGAUGGUUGCUGCAGCCCAAGCAUUAGCAGAAGAAAGACGAAACCAAAGUGGUGUUAGUCCUGUUCCUGUCCAGUCCCCAGUUGGUAUAAAGUCAUCAACUAAGCCAGUGAUAGAUGGUUCCACCUUGAGAACAGAAGAGAGGCAAAGGCUAGCCAGGGAGCGAAGAGAAGAGCGUGAGAAGCAGCAUGCUGCCAAAGAAACACAAAUAUUGGAAAAGGAGAAGAAAGCAAAACUCCAGUAUGAAAAGCAAAUCGAAGAGAAGCAGAGGAGGCUGCGGGAGCAGAAGCUGAAAGAGCAACAAAGAAGGGCAGCAGUCGAGGAGAAGAGGAAACAAAAGAUUGAGGAGGAGCAGGAGCGUUAUGAAGCAGUGGUGCAUCGGACCUUGGAGCGGAGCCAGCGGCUGGAAACCAGGCAGAAGAGAUGGUCGUGGGGCGGCUCAGUAACAGAUUCUGAUGGCAAGACGGAGUCGCUAACUACUGGUGAAGCCAGCAAGCGCUCUACUUCUGCAGCAAACCUCAAGCAAGCGGAAACUGUCAUCAAUAAACGCCUUUCGUCUUCAGCGGCACUUCUUAAUUCUGCCAGCAAGGGCUCAACUAAAAGAAGUGCUUCAUUAAACAGACUGAAUAACAAAGUCCCUCUCAAUUCUGAACAGCCAGUAUCCAAAGCUUUACAGGUGGAGCAGAAAGGAGAAACAGAAAAGAAGAGAAGUUCAUCCUUGAAUAGAAUGAGCAGUAAACCGCAGUCAUCUUCUGACUUAGAAAAUGUGCAAAAGGAAGAAAAAGCAGCUCGUCGUUCCCAGUUCAGUGCUGUGGAGAGCAACGUGAUCAGUCGCCUGCUUGCCCCUACCCAGGCCUCCCUAGCUAGGAGUAAAAGUGCUGCCACAUUAUCGGCUGAUGGCAAAGAUCCCUCAGCUUCCAACAGCUCUAUCAAUUCCCCAGUCCAUGCUCCCAAAGUGCCUGUGCGCAGUCGCAGCACUGACAGAUUGAAGGUGGCUGCCUCUUCAUCAGAAAACGUCUCUCUGGACUCUGCUCAGAAAUCUGAGGCAGCAAAGCAGUCCCUGGCUUCGACAGGGAGGUGCGCUCCAUCGCCAUCGUUGCCUGGUCCCAGGCGGUCUCUCUCUCCUGCUAGCAUGGGUAAACGCCCUCCGUCUCCAGCUGCAACAAGACAAAAGCCUCAUCCAACUUCACCAAAAAGACAGUGGCCACCAUCUCCUAUUGUAGGCUCAAAACCAGCACCAAUACAGCGCCCGUCGCUCACUCCGAAUGUCCUUAAUGUCUCCAAAAAGAAAGCAGACCUGGAAUGCAAACCAAAGGAGCGGGUGGCUGACCCUGCAGGGCAAGAGCCUGGAGGGGGAGCUGCCGCUGCUGCAUCAGACACUCCUGCCUCCGAGAGAGAACUGCCUGCUGUGGCUACUACAAAGACCAAAGAAGAUGCAAGUAGCAAAGCUGUUCCAGGGACCACAACAGCCGAAGAAGCAGCAAGAAUCUUGGCAGAGAAACGUCGUCUUGCAAGGGAGCAGAGAGACCGUGAAGACCAGGAAAGAGUUCAAAGAGAAGAGGAGGAAAGGAUCAGAAAAGAGGAAACGGCCAAGAGAGCUCUUGAAGAGCAGGCACAGCUGGAAGAGGCCCUCCGAGAGCUGGAAGAAGAGAGGAGGUUGGAAGAGGAGGAACAACAGCGGCUGGCAAAGAAGGAGAGAAUUCGAAGGGAACAGGAGGAAAAAGAGAAGCUUGCUGAGCUCCAGCUGCAGCGAGAAGAGGCUGAAGCGAAAGCUCUGGAAGAAGCUGAAAAGCAGCGACAGGAGCGGGAGCGAAUCAUGCAGCAGAACAUGCAAGAGAGACUGGAAAGGAAAAAGAGAAUUGAAGAAAUAAUGAGGAGGACCCGGAAGGCAGAGCAGAAUGAAGCCAAGAACGAAGACAAAUCAAAUGAAGAGGAUGAGGGUGUUGAAGAAGAUGAGGAGAUGGGCCUUGAAAAGCAAGAUCAGCCUGAAAAGGCAAACUAUGAUGACUCCUUCCUAGAAGAAGGUCCUGAAGUUGUGUGCAAUAUGGUUGGGUUAAAAGAUGGAUCCAUAAUGGAGCCUGAUGAUGUCUUUGUAAAUGGCGAAGAGCAGGAGGAGGUUGACCCGAGAAAUGAUGGUGUGAAUUCCAUGUAUUUUACUCAGACAAGAGAAGCCAGCCCUCCAGCAAAAGAAACUGUUGUUGAAAACUCUGAAAACUUGCAUGUUAAUGAAGCUGAUCAUCCUGUUGGAUUUAUAUCUAAUCUGAAUGGAAAAUCUGAAUGGAAUUUUGAAGAAAUAAUUGAUCUUGGCAUACAUCCCAAGACAACUAGGCUUAGUUCAGAUAACAUUGCUGCUGAUAGUUCCACGCAGAACUUUAAAGAAGCUACAACAGUACCUGCAAGCCCCAAGCUGGCAUUUGAAGAAGAAAGUUCCACGAAUUCCUUGACCAAGCCGAUAGAGACUGCAUCAGAACUGUGAACACUAGAACCCUGGGAGGCCCUGAUUGCGCUUCAGGAAUUCAGGGUUUCAUCAAGUCAUGAAGGCCUUGUUUUGGAAAAGCUGCUUGUGAACCUUUUGUCCACCUCCAAACUUUAUGCAGAAAAGUCAAUAAACAAGCCUGACCUGCCUAAUGUUGCACCUUGAAACCUUUUCAGGGAGACUCUUUUGCUGUUGCUUUAUCAGAUUUCAUUAGUGGAUCUGUUUAACAAGGUUUCCUUUUCUAAUAUAAAGGAAAUAAAAAUGUUCUCCUUUUGAUGAAAUGUUCAUUAAAUUGCCUGUGGGUCCUUAAUUUUCCUGUAAGUGUGAUAUAUGGUGACUUGUACUGGAGACUGACCAACUAUUGUUGCAUACAGAACACAGUCAGCCUAAUAAAAUAAAAUCUAACACGUAUUAAAACCAAACCCAUCUUGUCACAUGUUACUUCCCUCAUACAUUUGUCGUCAUGGGAGGCAACAUUUAAAGAGAGCUUAAUUUAAAUAGUUAAGAGCCUAUGACUUUAUUCUGGGUCAGGUGACAAUUUUUGUCAGUUUCUACCAUUAAAAAAACUCACUAGGGUUAAGAUUGUCUCUUCCAGCACUUGAAAAGAAGCCCUCCUAGCAAGUGGUGUGUAAAAAUGGGGAACCACAGUGUACAAUUCUUCUCUAUUCUGCUUCCUUAUAGGUUUUAGCAGGGGGCAGCUUUUGGGGUCAACUUCUCCAAGCAGCGAUCCUAUGACCUUAUAGCAACCUGGUGUGGUGUGUUUAUGGGGAUUGCAAGUCCUGUUAGUCCCCCUAACUACACACGUUGUACAGUGUGGAGAUUUGCCAUGAGACCCACAGUUAGGAUGUGUGAAGUGUAUGGAAGGCCAGUGUGGCUGAGGCCUCCAGCUAAAUAACUCCGUGCAUGUUUUAAGAGGGGGCCAAGGACACCAACUGAAUGAGCAUCUUCCCUUUGUUUACCUUAAAACCCAUCUUUGUCAUUAAGCCUUUCACAGGGUGGCCUUUAGUCAUGCACCAUCCAUAAUACAUUUUAAUAGGUGAAGCUUCUUAAAAAAAUUUAAGUCAGUGCACAUCUGAAUGUGCUGCAAGAAUGAAAAACAAAUUGCAUCAGCAUCAUGCCCGAUCCAUCAAGUUGGGCUGCUGUGUGGCUCCCGUUCAUUUUUCCUGGGCUUGUCAGACUCUUGUGCAAGCCCCUAAUAAAACUAGCUGUAGCCAUACAGCAGCAUAGCACCUGUCAGAGUCUUUCCAUUGUGUGCUUGGCAUUGGUUGAGUUUAAAAGUUUUUAAAAACAAACAAACACAUGUAUUUAAGUUGAUCUUCACACAUGUAAGUAUUUUUGUGUGUGUACAUAAAACCAGUAUUAAACCCCUGAAGUUGUGUGUUUAUUUUUUGGUCUUGUUAAUCUUUUCUUCUACUAGCUUCAUCUCACUGCUUGCCUCAGCUAUCAAGGCUGCUGUCGGCAUAAAGCAACCUAUUUAGCCCCAGCCCCAGAUCUUUGUGCAGCAUGUAGGAAUGAAUUUUGCGGCUGCAUCUACAAAUUACCUAGAGCGGCAAGCAGCCUUGUUUUCAUUCUACUGUCCUAAAUAGCUAGGAGUCCCUUAUCAAGCAGCUGCUCCCUUAAAAGAUUCCUUUGACAAGCAACUGCCACUUCUGUCCCAUAUGGCAGCUGCUUCCUCAAUCUUCAGUGCAGAUGUUUGCACUGGAACACAUUUCUUGACAUCCCAGUUGAAUUAGAGAGCCAGCCCCCUUCCCUUCUUGUUGUGGGAAUCAUUCUCCCCCAACCCCCUUGCUGUUUCCAAAUAUUUUAGAGCAGUGCCUUAGGUUCAAACAAAUGAAAUGUAUUUUUGUAUGAUAGCUCUUUCAUUCUGGCAGAGACAAUCAUUCUAACAAGCAUGAUGAUGCUGAUAUUUUUUUGUGCAAACUGAUGCCUGUUGAAUGCUUUGUUAACAGCUGUAUGUAAAUACAUAUGCACUGUUAAAUAAACUUUGAAAUUGAAA
Rhineura floridana is the source of this 4888-nucleotide messenger RNA. RefSeq names its product MAP7 domain containing 3 (gene MAP7D3). Lineage: Eukaryota; Metazoa; Chordata; Lepidosauria; Squamata; Rhineuridae. The record is from RefSeq and is a predicted model, not a curated record. Gene Ontology annotation, cellular component: microtubule cytoskeleton. Gene Ontology annotation, biological process: microtubule cytoskeleton organization.